Triticum aestivum (bread wheat) is the source of this 936-nucleotide messenger RNA. RefSeq lists its product as uncharacterized. The transcript is spliced from 2 exons. The coding region runs from base 45 to 674 and encodes 209 amino acids. Lineage: Eukaryota; Viridiplantae; Streptophyta; Magnoliopsida; Poales; Poaceae. The record is from RefSeq and is a predicted model, not a curated record.
UCGACGGCCUCGCGCGUUUGUUUUGUCGCCGGCGAUCGAUCGAGAUGGAAGAGAUCCCCACCGUCAGCGGUGGCCGUAGAGAAGGAGGACGGCGCAGCAGAGUCAAGCCAAGAGGAUUCAAGACGGGGACAAGGAAGCUCCGGCUGUGCAUCCGUGACGAGCGCGGCAUCAGGAUAUGCGACGACGAGGGCGCCGCCAUGCUGCGGACCACGCCGCUAGGGCGCGAGGUAGCGCUCAAGGAGGACCUGCGGGCGGCCACGAGCAUCUACCACCAGCUCAAGAGCAUGGGCAUGCUCAAGUGGAAGGCCUACAAAGAGCAGCGGCAAACCUUCCGGGGCCUCAUCAGGACCAUCCACCAGGCAGUCACGCGUUACAAGGACCGCCGCCUGGACGCCGGCUUCUUCUACCUGGUGCCGAGAGAGGCGGACCUCACCGUCGAGGUCCGCAGCCACUUGUACCACAUGCCGCUCCGGGAAGCGGUGCGGAGGUGCCGGCUGGAGCUCCAAAAGAGAAGAGACGUUCUUGAAAACAAGAGCAAGGCUGCUUCUUCUUCUCAGGGUCAGGCUCAGGUAUCCGAUGCCGGCACUGCUGGAUGGCUCUCGCCCGCUGCUAGAUUCAUGUUGUGGACGACGCUGUCGUCCGUGGUUCUAGGUUGUAUCAUUGUCCGUAUCUGAAGUUCUGAAUACAAGAGAAGAAACAAAUAAGAGCUGUCAUCCUCAUUGUUUCUUUGGGGUUUCAAAACUGCUCCACGGACGACAUGUACUGUCCGAUUUUCGUCUGAUCCCUACGCAUGUGUGGUGUGGCUGUUUUUAACCGUCGUCCUAGAAUCUUCCAAAAUCUGUCGUACCUAUAGCAAGAUUCUUGGGGUUUAGACACCAUACCAUAUUGGAACACAGUUGAAAUAAUCGUGGGGUUUAGACACUCCCGUACACUUGU